This is a messenger RNA of Pocillopora damicornis (cauliflower coral), 1415 nucleotides long. RefSeq names its product tetratricopeptide repeat protein 1. Lineage: Eukaryota; Metazoa; Cnidaria; Anthozoa; Scleractinia; Pocilloporidae. The record is from RefSeq and is a predicted model, not a curated record. Gene Ontology annotation, molecular function: protein binding.
UGGUUACACGACGCCGAUUGAGUCGCUCACAAUAUGGCGUCUAAGGUGGACGAAGAUUCCGAAGAAGGAAGAAAAUCUGUUGAAGAACGGUUGGAUGGGAAUAGAGAAAAAUAUGAACAGUGCGCGAUGGAAGAAGUUAGAAAAGAAGAACAUUUAAAAAACAGGUCUAAAUUUUCUGCGAACGCGCAGGUAGUUGAAGAGUUGUUUGACAAUGUUUCUGGAGAAGAUUCUGAAAGUGAAACAUUUCAAGAUGCAGUUGAGGAUUUAAAUGAAAAAAUUAACUCUUGUAAAGCGAAGUCGAGUGAAGAUACGAAUGAAGAAGAGAAAGAGGGAAAAAACGAGGUAGCGGAGGAAGAAGAAAGGUUAACACCUGAAGAAAAGGAGGAAAGAAAAAUACAGGCACAGGAAUUUAAAGAAAAAGGCAAUGAUUAUUUUAAAAGAUCUGAAUAUCCUGAAGCUAGAGAACUGUACACCAGUGCAAUAAAGAUAUGUCCAAAUGAUUUUACAAAGGAAAAAUCCAUAUUUUAUGCAAACAGAGCAGCCUGUCUGGUUAAAAUGGAGCAACACAAAGAAGCAAUAGAGGACUGUACAAAAGCCUUAGACCUAAACUCGGAUUACCUCAAAGUUAGACUCAGGAGAGCUCAGUGCUUUGAACAUGAGGACAGAUUAGAAGAGGCAUUAGAGGAUUACCAGAAAGUGUUUGAUAUGGAUCGUUCAUCUCAUGUGGCAAGAGAAGCACUAAUGAGACUUCCUGAACAAAUAAAAGUCAAGCAUGAAAAAAUGAAAGAGGAAAUGAUAGGGAAACUCAAAGAUUUAGGAAAUGUUUUUCUACGGCCUUUCGGCCUGUCUACGGACAAUUUCAAGGUUCAACAGGAUCCUAAUUCUGGAGGCUACUCGGUUAAUUUUCAAAAAUAAUUUAGAAGGCUUGAAUAAAGUUCAAGUAGACUGUCUAGAGAUUCUUCAAGCACAUCUACAAAUAGAUGGAAGAGAGUAGACAAGGGUAUAAAAUUGUGGACCGAGCUUUUCUCAAAUUAUUAAAAGACACAUCCAAGCAUGAACAUGUUAUCAUUGAGUCAAACAAUAAGGGAAAAUGAGUAAUAGCAGUGAAGAAAGGACUUGUGUUACAGCAGGCCUGCUUCAAGAUUGAAUUAUGAAAAACAGCUCCAAAAUAUUAGAAAGUUCAUUAUGCUUUUGGGACAUAUUGUGAUGGUAUGACAUGGCACUAAAAUAUGGCACUAUAUUAAGGCACAACAAUGCGGCACUCAGUUUUUGUAAUGAUGAUGUUUUUCAAGAGCAGUCUGGUAUAAUUAUAUUUUACUUUGUUACUUACCAUAGAACUCUUGCCUCCUAUUUUGUUUUUCAAACAUGUGAUCACAGUUUGUUUCCGAAACAAAUUCAUAAAUGUUUUUCUGUGA